AGCCAUGGAGCUGACCACCAUCCUCGCUCUUUCUAUCGUCCUCUUCCUCACUGUCUAUAUUCUUCUAUCAUGGUCCAGACUGAACAGAUACAAGUCACUGCCUCCUGGACCUACCCCAAUUCCUGUGCUGGGGACUCCCAAUUACAUGGAUUUAAGAGAGUAUGCCAUGAAAUUACCAAAGCUCAGCAAGGAGUACGGCUCAGUAUUCACCAUCUGGAAAAUGUCAGAACCUAUGAUCGUUCUGUGUGGUUUUGAGACGAUGAAAGACGCCCUGAUAAACCAUGCCGAGCAGUUCAGUGCACGACCGAUAAUCCCGGUAUUGGAUAACUAUAGCAAGGGAUACGAUAUUCUUGGACAACGAUGGCGUCCACUUCGCCGCUUCACCUUGGCAUUACUUAGGGAAUUAGGGAUGGGGAAGAGGACCUUGGAGUUGAGAGUAUUGGAAGAGACCAAGUAUCUCACCCAGGCUGUAUCAGAGACUGGAGGGAAACCCUUCAACCCGAGCAUGCUCCUGUCCUGCGCUGUGGGAAACAUCAUCAGUUCCUUGCUGUUUGGGGAGCAGUUUGAUUACCAGGAUGAGAAGCUGCAUGAAAUUAUCUUGUGUACAGCCAGAUAUAUGAACAAUCUCUCCACUCCACUCACCACGCUCUGCAAUAUUGUCCCAGUUCUUCUGAAGAUUCCGUUUAUUAGAAAUAAAGUCUCUAAAGACUUUACAUAUAUAGAGAAGCUUGUGACAAAAUCUAUGCAGCAUCACAAAGAGACUUUGAAUCCAAAAUCACCACGGGAUUACAUAGACCAUUUCCUACUGAAGAUAAAGGAGGUGAAACAUGAGAUGGAUCCAGAUUUUUGUGACACCAGUCUCGUCAUGGUGACUGUUGGACUGUUGGUAGCAGCAACUGAGACAACGGGUUCCACCCUAAAAUUCAUGAUAAUGCUAAUAGCCCAUUAUCCUGAUGUGCAAGCUAAAGUUCAGCAGGAAAUAGACGAGGUAACCAAGUCCUUGCGUCCACCCGAGUUCAUGGACAAGCCCCAGAUGCCGUAUACAAAUGCUGUCAUCCAUGAAAUCCAGAGAGUUCUCGACUUUACACCAGCUCCACAAUUUCAUGCCGUCACUGAAGACAUCAAGUUCAGAGGUUACACCAUCCCAAAGGGAGCCACCGUGAUUCCCUUCCUCUCAUCCGUCCUGAUGGACCCAUCUCAGUGGGAGACUCCGGAAGUAUUCAACCCCGGGCAUUUCUUGGAUGAGGAUGGGCAGUUCCGCAACAGGCCAGCCUUCAUGUCUUUUUCAGCAGGAAAGCGAGUUUGUCUUGGAGAGAACCUGGCCCGCAUGGAGCUCUUCCUGUUCUUCACCUCUCUGCUCCAGAAAUUCACCCUCACUCUUCCUCCGGGGACAGAACCUCAGGACUCAAAAUGGUUGAACCUAAACAAGUUUGAAAUCCUUGCAUCAGGGGAGAUCUGUGCCGAACGGCGUUCAAUUCCCAAGUGACCCCCGGCAGCCCAGCAGCAGAAAAAAAAGAUAAAAACAACAGAAGUGAAAAUGUGACAAUU
Bufo bufo (common toad) is the source of this 1548-nucleotide messenger RNA. Its product is annotated as cytochrome P450 2F2-like. The coding region runs from base 5 to 1486 and encodes 493 amino acids. The record is from RefSeq and is a predicted model, not a curated record. Gene Ontology annotation, biological process: xenobiotic metabolic process. The transcript has 9 exons. Gene Ontology annotation, molecular function: oxidoreductase activity, acting on paired donors, with incorporation or reduction of molecular oxygen, reduced flavin or flavoprotein as one donor, and incorporation of one atom of oxygen; heme binding; iron ion binding. Gene Ontology annotation, cellular component: cytoplasm; intracellular membrane-bounded organelle. NCBI's taxonomy places the organism in Eukaryota, Metazoa, Chordata, Amphibia, Anura, Bufonidae.